GACAAACGGACAGACGUAUAUGUCUUAGGUAUAUAUAGAUAUAUAUACAUCAGCGGUAGUAAGGGUUAUGCUUUCGUUGAAUUUAGACAUCCCGAAGUAGCUCAAGUGGCUGCAGAAACUAUGAAUAAUUAUUUGAUGUUCCAGAAGGUGCUUAAUGCCGCCUACAUACCUCCUGAUGAGCAGAAAUACAAUUAUUUCAGGAGCACAAUACGUCAAGUCAAAACUAAGUCUGGCAAAAUGAAAUGGGUUUCUAGUACAACCGCCUCUAUACGACGUAAAACGCAACAGUAUAACGACUGGUCACAGAAAAACCUUGAAAAACCUAGUAGUGCAUACGAUACAUUUUUUUAUUGUGAUUUGUAUACGUUUCUUACCAAUAAUUAGUAAUAUUUAUUAUCUGGACAUAUAAGCCACAAAUUUACGGGCUUGGUCCA
Molecule: messenger RNA, 434 nt
Organism: Glossina fuscipes
Lineage: Eukaryota; Metazoa; Arthropoda; Insecta; Diptera; Glossinidae
Exons: 2
Biological process (GO): maturation of LSU-rRNA from tricistronic rRNA transcript (SSU-rRNA, 5.8S rRNA, LSU-rRNA)
Cellular component (GO): nucleolus
Molecular function (GO): RNA binding
Source: RefSeq, a predicted model, not a curated record